AUGUCAGCAAACAAACGAGCUGGAAGAAGAGGUGCCCAAAGACGACAACGAGCACCCGAUCGUCUGGGACAAGAAGACAGCAGCGACAGCGAAGGAGAAGAAAUCCAGGCACCACCAGCAGAUCCAGCUGACAAUGCAGCAGUCCCCCACGGUUGUGUUCGAUCUUGCAACGGCCCAACGCGUUAUCACUACGGACGAAAAGUCGCCUCGCUUUUGGGAAUUUUCGCUCAUGUUCAACCCGACAUUAAUUGUUCAACGCGCCAAGCCGUUGACUUGGAUGUGGCUAGCGGCAUCCGAAUUCUUUGCUCAUCCUUGGACGGGCCCUGCGAUCAUUCCUCCCAUUGUGGAGGAAUUUGA
Molecule: messenger RNA, 357 nt
Organism: Cylindrotheca closterium
Lineage: Eukaryota; Bacillariophyta; Bacillariophyceae; Bacillariales; Bacillariaceae
Source: the annotation of a GenBank genome assembly